Messenger RNA from Psylliodes chrysocephalus, 2083 nucleotides. NCBI's taxonomy places the organism in Eukaryota, Metazoa, Arthropoda, Insecta, Coleoptera, Chrysomelidae. The record is from the annotation of a GenBank genome assembly.
UUACUAUUACUAUCGAUUAUAGUUUUUAAUGACACUGUUAAUCUUCGAGAAAUGAUAGUACCGCACCGCACGUUUUUGAUCAGUUUUUACGGUAGUGUCAGUGACGAGCACGUGCUCCAAGCUCGAGCCAACUAAAUAAAUACUCAUAAUACCUUAUUAUCUAAUUUCGUAUACUCCAGAUCCAGCGGUUCAAGGUUCAAACCUAUCAUCCGUUACAGAAAUGUUAAUGAAAAGAGUGGGGUAAAUGAAGUUUAUAAUGAUUUUAAUACGCCUGCACUUUUCAGGAUCAAUCCAAAUCAAUUUGUAAACAAGUGUUGUUGUACGCGUUUUGGUAGCGAAUUAAUUAAUUUGUAAAUUUCGUACGAUGAAGCCUUCGAUAUUCGUUGUGGUGCUGCUGAUGGUUCUUGUGAAUCGAGUGGGUGCCAAAGUGCCUUCCGUAUUCGGUGUGUUCUUUUCGAAUUCGAACAAAAACGGGGAUUUGCAGGAUAACAGUGUGCCCGAGUCGGAAAAUCAGACGGCGGAAAAAACGGAAUAUACAGUGAUCGAAGAUGAAUUCGCCAAACUGAGGAUCGAGUACAUCAAAAACCAAAUUUUGAAAAAACUGAGGCUUAAAGAGAAGCCUACUAUAACGAUUGCGGAGCUGCCCAAACCCAUCAAAGAAUAUGAAAAUCUGCUGUCCACUCGCGACAUGGACAUACAAACUUAUUCUGAUGACUUUUAUGGAAAAACUACCCAGGCUAUUAUAUUUCCUUACGAAGAUGAAGUUCGCUGCUCUAGAACAAUACGGUUUCCUUCAUCCUGUUUGCCAUUUCAAAUGCCCAACGAUAUCCACACUACAGAGGUCGCUAGUGCAGAGCUAUGGUUCCACAAAGAGGAAGACUAUCUAGACGAACACAAUCAGACUUUUGUAAUAUACGAAGUAGCGCACUGGGAUACGAACAAAAGUUUUCAAAAAACCACGCCCAUCGCUAUCCAAGAGACAAGCCUAAGUGAGGGUUGGUUAAAAAUAGACGUAACCUAUGUCGUUAAAAAUUGGCUGGAUUUUCAAGAUUCACCCGUGCACGCUAUCAACGUUGUAUGCAAAACCUGUGGUAUGGACAAGACACAAUCUCCCGUAUCGUUCAUCAACGAUUUGAAACCGUUUUUGGUGAUCUACACUCAUACGCAGCAAAGAAGAACUCUUUCUCACAGGAGGCAAAAGAGAUCGGCCAAUUGCGAACCGGGCCUCAACGAAUGUUGCAGGGAGAAUUUCUAUAUUUCCUUCGCCGAAAUUGGUUGGGACGAUUGGAUCAUUAAGCCAGAGGGGUACAAUGCUUACUUUUGUAAGGGUUCCUGUACUACUCCGGCUGCUAUCACGCUUAGUGCUAGUCAGCAUAAUAGUAUACUUCAGAAAAUAAUGAAUGGUCACAAGAGGAACAAGGUUGUGGGACCAGAAAUCACGCCUUGCUGUACGGCUACCCAAUUUCAAAAUUUACAGUUAUUUUACAUGCAAAGUAAUAAGACUCUGACAACGAAACUAUUAUCGAAUAUGAUAGUAGACACUUGUGGAUGUAUGUAGCGGAAUCCAAUUAGAAAAUUUUAGUUUCCUGUUUGACAGUAUUGUGACUCUAGUGAUAUCUGAAGAUCCCAGUGAAACCAAGCAUUUAAAUAUUAAUCUCAAAUAGAAAAUAUUGUAUAAAGUAUCAUAAUUAUUAGAUAAUAACAGCCUUCUACUUGUACAAGCUCAUAAAACGAUACUUCUAAGUUGAGGACAGUGGCGUAACCAACAAUUUUUGCACCCUUUCGCAAAGUAUUAGCUAGUAAUUUCAUAAACUACCUAUAUAUUUUUUCAAAUCAAGCAGGGGAUGUAGUUACGACACUGAUUGAGGAGAUACGUCGGCUGGAACUUUGUUUACUAUUUAUUUAUAAUAUACCGAGAUAGUAUGUAUUUAAAAAUUGAGUCAAUGUUUGAAUAGAAACGGUAUUUAAUAUUUAAAUACCAUUGAUGUGUUUGUGAUAGAAACCUUUUAAAAGAAACAAGAUUAAGCAAUACUAUCUUGGUUUUAUACUAAGGUUCAAUGGUUAAGCAAAUGUACCAUUGUCC